Scomber japonicus (chub mackerel) is the source of this 847-nucleotide messenger RNA. RefSeq names its product ras-related protein Rab-8B. The coding region runs from base 140 to 760 and encodes 206 amino acids. Gene Ontology annotation, cellular component: plasma membrane; synaptic vesicle; trans-Golgi network transport vesicle. The record is from RefSeq and is a predicted model, not a curated record. Lineage: Eukaryota; Metazoa; Chordata; Actinopteri; Scombriformes; Scombridae. Gene Ontology annotation, molecular function: GTP binding; GTPase activity. Gene Ontology annotation, biological process: cellular response to insulin stimulus; Golgi vesicle fusion to target membrane; regulation of exocytosis. The transcript has 8 exons.
AGGAUCCGGUGUAACACAGAGCCAGGAAACCCGGUGAAACCCGGUGAAACCCGGAGGACUGUGCGGGGUGUCGGCGAGCUGCAGAGGCCGGAGGUUCCGUUCAUUUACCGGUUCAUUUACCGGUUCAUUUACCGGAAUAAUGGCGAAGACGUACGACUAUCUGUUCAAGCUGCUGCUGAUCGGUGACAGCGGAGUCGGUAAAACCUGCCUGCUGUUCCGGUUCAGCGAGGACGCGUUCAACACCACCUUCAUCUCUACUAUAGGAAUCGAUUUUAAAAUCCGAACAAUCGAGUUGGACGGAAAGAAAAUCAAACUGCAGAUUUGGGACACGGCGGGUCAGGAGAGGUUCAGGACCAUCACCACCGCUUAUUACCGAGGAGCCAUGGGCAUCAUGCUGGUUUAUGACAUCACCAACGAGAAAUCCUUCGACAACAUCAGGAACUGGAUACGAAACAUCGAGGAGCAUGCGUCCUCAGAUGUGGAGCGGAUGGUUCUGGGAAACAAAUGCGACAUGAACGACAAAAGACAAGUGUCCAAAGAGAGAGGAGAGAAGCUGGCGAUCGAUUUCGGGAUCAAGUUUUUGGAAACGAGCGCGAAGUCGAGCAUCAACGUUGAAGAGGCCUUCAUGACUCUGGGAAGAGACAUCAUGAGCAGACUCAGCAGGAAAAUGAGUGACAACAAUCCGUCUGGAGGAGGCGGGCCGGUUAAAAUCACAGAGUCUCGCUCCAAAAAAAGCUUCUUCAGGUGUUCGCUGCUGUAGGCGGAGUCUCUGCUCCUCCUCCUCCUCGUCUUCCUCCUCCUCCUCCUCGUCUUCCUCCUCCUCCUCGUCCUCAUCUUCCUCGUCUUC